AUGAGAAUCGAAGCUGAAGGAGAUUUCGAAUUAAUAGCUUCUGCUUUAACAGGCCAGAAGAUAUCGAUUAAUUCGGAGAAUGCCCAUUUUAUUUUCCUCAUGGCCGCCGAUUUAGGCAUAGAAUUCCUUAUGAAAGCGACAAAUGAAUUUAUUUACUCGACACUUACACCGCAGAAAGCCAUCGAGCUUAUAGAAUGUCUUUUACAAGUUUCCCAAUACGAUGGCCCUCAAAUCCAAUACAUGGCUGUUAAUUUCGAGUCAAUGAAAUCAAUUCGUGAAUUCAAAGCACUUCCGACACACAUUCUCGCUUCCAUUCUUCACCACCCACAAUUAAACAUCACGAGUAUCGAAAACUACUGCCAAUGGCUCAUUGGAUUCUGCAGCCAAGAUCCAGAAAAGCGAUCCGGCCUUUUACAGUUCAUUAAGUUCGACAAUCAAUCUCGCUUUUACAUUAAGAACCUUCUUGAAGGCUCAGACGUCAACGUCAACCUUAUUCGUACUCCAUUAUUAAAUAUGUUACGAAAUGGUCUUACACAGCGUCAAGCCAACGAUGUAGAAGUUGUUGAUUGCAAGCAGAAACCCAACAAACCAGAUUACGGUGUCUUUGCCAUGAUGUGUGAAAGAUGUAGUGGAAAUCCACAAGAUUUCAACAUGGUUAAGGUCACAUGCAACUCCACACUCCAGAACAUCAUCGAUCCAUCAUGGACAAGCUGGUGGUCCACACCAAAUGAGCAAGGAUCUUGGGUUGAGUUCGAUUUCCAACAGUACAGGCUCAGACCGAACAAAUACACCCUCAAAACAAUAUUUGCCGAUGUCAAAUUGCCAUACAUGCGAUCCUGGAGAAUUGAUGGCUCAGAUGAUGAAGUACAUUGGGAGUUAUUGAACGAACAACGCAAUUCCAACACCGGAACCGAGUCAAAGACGUAUCAUACCUGGGAUAUCAUCACCGAUAAACAGUUUAGAUACAUAAGAUUGACUCAAAUUGACAAAAACGGUAGCGAUAACUAUUGUUUGUUCAUCCACGAUAUCGAAUUCUUCGGAACAUUGUCCAUGGAAGGUACCAAAGUCGAAUUAAACAAAGAAGAAGGUAAGGAUUGGAAAGGUGUCUUUGAUUAUUUGAGCCAAAAGUGCAACAGAGCUAAUCCUGUUGAGAAGGGAAUUAUUGCAAUCAAGAGUAGCUGCGAUCCCAAGUUCUUGCUCGAGAAAUCUUGGAACGGAUGCUGGAGAUCACCAAAAGUACCAAAUUCAUGGGUCCAAAUCGAGCUAAUCAAUACAGAACUGAUUUUAACAAGCUAUUCUCUAAGAACACAUUACGGUCCGGCACAUAUUCGCUCUUGGGAAGUAGAAGUUUCAAAAGACGGUGAAGAAUGGUACUUGGUCGACCAAAGAAUCAACAGAGAUGAAUACAAAGAACCAUACGCAAACCUCCACUGGAUUUGCACAGAACCACAAACUGAUCCAAUGAAAUUCAUUAGAUUUAAGAUGACAGGACCAUCAACAAGAAACGAAUGGAUCUUCUGGCUUUCAAACAUCGAGUUGUUUGGAGAUAUAUUUAGACAUAAAUAA
Messenger RNA from Trichomonas vaginalis G3, 1566 nucleotides. RefSeq names its product galactose binding-like domain superfamily. The coding region runs from base 1 to 1566 and encodes 521 amino acids. The transcript has a single exon. NCBI's taxonomy places the organism in Eukaryota, Parabasalia, Trichomonadida, Trichomonadidae. The record is from RefSeq and is a predicted model, not a curated record.